This is a messenger RNA of Mercenaria mercenaria, 670 nucleotides long. RefSeq lists its product as uncharacterized. The record is from RefSeq and is a predicted model, not a curated record. Lineage: Eukaryota; Metazoa; Mollusca; Bivalvia; Venerida; Veneridae. The transcript is spliced from 6 exons. Bases 81 to 653 code for a protein of 190 amino acids.
AACUGACAUGUCAAUCACAUUGUAGCCACACACGGGACAGCUGCUCAGUAAAGAUUUCAGACAUUAUCCAAAAGACGAGAAUGGACUCAUCCAUGUGUAUAAGGGUGUUUGUUUUAUGUGCCAUUAUGUCAGCAGUAGUUGCUCCUCCCAGUUUGACUUACGACUGCACUUCGAACGACGAUGUUCAAAUUUCCGGUUUUCCUGCAAAUUCUUACUAUUACGCCAUGCAGAAUUCCACUCAAUGCAAUGUAACGGCUUCAGGAACAUCGAUCUCAAUUUCGGGCUGUUCAAAAGAUUCAGAAAUUUUAGUCACGUACGGUUCCUAUUCUGACAUGGAGACGUAUGGGUUGCAUGGGGGAAAGACCGUGAAUGCAGUAAAAGUUACGUGCAAUGAGAUCCCAGUAGCAGGAAACAUGCACAACGUUAGCGAAAUAUUUUCGGCAAACUUGACCAUUGACGAGACGCAGUCUGUUGACCCGUCCUACAACGUAACUUCAGCUCUUAGCAGUUACAGUGUAAUUGUCGGGGAUCAAAUCACGUGGACAAUCACUUUCCCAGUGGAGUACACUCUAGAAGUAACCCAGUGCACAGCCAGUCCUGGAACCAGCUAUGUCCUGGCGGAAAAAGUCGACCUCAUAUCCAGCGGAGGGUAAAUGUUCUCAUUUGUUUU